Messenger RNA from Fomitopsis serialis, 558 nucleotides. Its product is annotated as coatomer protein. The record is from RefSeq and is a predicted model, not a curated record. Gene Ontology annotation, cellular component: COPI vesicle coat. Gene Ontology annotation, biological process: retrograde vesicle-mediated transport, Golgi to endoplasmic reticulum; intracellular protein transport; intra-Golgi vesicle-mediated transport. Bases 1 to 558 code for a protein of 185 amino acids. The transcript is spliced from 3 exons. NCBI's taxonomy places the organism in Eukaryota, Fungi, Basidiomycota, Agaricomycetes, Polyporales, Fomitopsidaceae.
AUGAAUUUGACAUUAUACACCGUCUCUGCCUUCAUCAUCAUGGACACGGACGGACACCGCGUCCUCGCAAAGUACUACCACCCAAAGAACCACCCGCAGGGCGAGUCACAAAAGCUCCGUACGUUGAAGGAGCAGCGAGCAUUUGAGAAGGGGCUCUGGCAGAAAACGAAGAAGGCGGGAGGCGACAUCAUCCUCUACGACUCACAUCUCGCAGUGUACAAGCACUCGCUCGACCUCAUCUUCUACCUCAUCAGCGACCCCGCCGAGAACGAGCUUAUGCUCCACUCGGCACUGGUCGCGUUCUCGGACGCGGUGUACAUGCUCCUGCGGAACCAGGUCGAGAAGCGGGGAGUGCUGGAGAACCUCGACCUUGUCCUGCUCUGUCUAGACGAGACGAUUGACGACGGCGUCAUUGUCGAGACCGACUCCGCCGCCAUCGCGUCGCGCGUAAGCCGGCCAAAGGCGGACAGCACGGACAUCGUGAUCAACGAGCAGACGAUCAUGAACGCGUACAUGACGGUGAAGGAGAAGAUGCAGCAGAGGAUAGCGACGCUGUAA